UAAGAAUCCUAACUUGAAGAAUAAAUAAUUUUCUCUCUCUUAAGUUUCUUAGAUAAGCUCUCCAAAAAGAUCUCCCUCAGCAUAUAAAGGCAUUAAGUCCCUUUUAUAGGGUUUACAUUAGUGGGUGACAGCUAGUAAAGCCCUUAUUUUCGGGUUUGGUGUGCAUUCCUCUUGCUCGUUCCUUGUUAGGUUGUCGUGCCAUUCUUCUAUUACCUCAUAGAUCUUCAUGCUUUUCAUGUCACUAAGUGACGUCAUCCAGUGCGUCAUUCAUAUUAUAAAUGGUGCGUGAUACUCGCCUGUUGCCAAACGCAUAUCUUUGCGCCCUUAUUGAUAUGCGGUAUUUUACCCCUAUAUUUUCCCACUUCUAGCAUUGUUCUUUUAAAAAGAAUGAGUAUUUUAUAAACUGCACCCGCCUACUUUUCUGUACUUUGUUAACUGUUUUUUUCCGGGUUCUCGGCAUGAGAACUGACACGUCUCCAUCUCAUCGUUUGUCUUGCUGACACAUAUUCUGAAAUAUUCACACAUUUAUGAUAAGUAUCACUUUUAAUUAAUGAAGGGGUGAGAGAAACUGCCUCGGGGAGAGGGUCCAGCCAUCCUAUGUAUACUCGUUCUCUUCUUCUUCUUUUUUUCAUUUUCUCUCUGCAUUUCUUUUUCUGUUGUUGUUCUUCUGUUUUCAUCAGGAUCUUGAUCAAGAUCUUGAUCAAGACUUUGAUCAUCAUAUAUUCUUCUUCUCUAUUUUCAUAUAUGUUUUUUCUCCUUCUCGUCGGUGCUCCCCGUCAUCUUCCUUUCGUUUUGUUUUUGUUUUGAUACACCAAUCGUUCUUUUAUUAUCCUCUUGUAUUCUCCUUCUCCUCUUUCAGAAAUAAUGGGUCUCCCCGUCGGUUGGAAGAAUGUUAGGGAAUUUAAGAGGUUGCAGGCUGAAUUUGAACCUCGCCGUAUUAUAUUAUCAACACCGCAUAGAUGUGCUCCUGAUUCUAAGAAUGGUCCUGAGUGGUUUUCGCGCGAAGAAAUGGGUCCACGAACAGUGAUUAUUUCGCUUGGUCGGGUCUCCCUAUUCCUCUUAUUAGUUCUCAAAUUCCUCUCUUUUAUGAGAUUCUCGCACAUCCCGAAUUCCAACGCGGUGUCUUUCAGUUGAGUGGUGACUAAUCAGAAUCAUGGUAGAGUAUACUCGCCGCGCAGCAGGACUUCCAUCUUUAUCCACGUCGAGUUGUACUUCCCAUUAACCCUGCGGGUUAUAUAUUAGAUAACUUCUUCGCCCACUAUGAUACUCACAUGGUAAAGAAUGAUAAAUUUCGCUGGGUUAUUCGUCUACAACGGAAGGACGGCAUUGAGGAUAGGAAUAUGAUCAUGCGAGAUGUUGAUUUCCACUAUUCUACAAACAACACCGCAGACACACAAAGGACGAUAAAUGGAUGAACUAUCCAAUUAUUCUGGAGGGUUCUUAUAUCACUGGGAGGAAUGAGGAUGCGUCCGCUAUUUCUCUUCCUGUAACAUUCUCUGACUAUCACCCUUGGGAUCUCAAAUGGCCUGAGGAAAAGGACGUGGUCGCGAAGUUAACCAAGAAGGCCAAGAAAAAGGACUUAGUUGAUGCGUCAGCUUCGCACGAGGGAGAAGUAAGGAACAUCUUUUUUCAGACUAACGAUAUUAAUGCCUUUAUUUCUUAUCUUUUCUCGUGUCCGUAGAUGAACGCAGAGGACCCUGAUGACGCCUCCUCCUCUGAAGAAGAUAUCCCCUUACAGACUCGGGGGAAGGGUAAAGAAAUUGCUCCAAAAACUGGUGGUGGAGAGAAAAGAAAACGAUCUCCCCGCAAGCCCAUAAACACUAUAAGUCGUGAUGACGCCUCCUUUCCUUCAUCCUCAUCAUCUAUGGAUUUUUUGUCCAACCUCUUUUCCGAACCGAUGUCUACUAUCGGGGAUGACGCACAGCAACAGAUAUGUCGUGCGGUUGUCAGCAUCUGCAAUUCCCCUUCUCUGAUUCACGACUCACUUAGGGGGGUUGCCCCUUUUAUCUCUUCAGAUUUUCAAUAUGCUUACGAGAUGUUGGUAAGUUUUUCUUCGACACAUAGGUUAUGAUUUGGGUUAUAUUUCAUUUGCGUACUCUUCCUUUUAUUUAAUUAUCAAUUCAUGGUGUUCGCAUUGCUCAUGCUGCUAUUUCUGGUAAUAAGAGGAGGAUUUAAUCCCUUGAGAGGAACAAUGACUUGAUGGAGAUUUACAGCUUAAUUGAUGAAGCCCUUAACUUUCUUGUUGAAGAUAACGCCCUUUUAGAGCAUCUUAAUGCUUCCUUUAAUAACCUUCCAGGUGAUAGAUUAAGGAAUUUCAGCCUGGAAGAACUCAGGUCAAAAUAUGAAUUUCUCAUGUGUGAUCAUAGGUCCACAUUAACCUUAAAUAGGCCUCUCAUAGAUCGCCUUCAAAGGGAGAAGGAGAAAGUUAGGGAUCUAGAUGCGAAGAAGAACACACUUAUUACCGAGAGGUAUAAGGCGAUUCUUAAAGGUGUUGAAGGUUUAAAGGAGCUUCAUAAUGUCAUUCUUCAAGUGCAAACAGAUAGGGAUAAAACCAUGAGCGAAAGAGAUGAACUUGCCGCCUUUGAAGAGGAUAUUCGCACCUGCUUGCUCAUUGGAAAUGAUACUGAGUUCGAGUGGGCUGCUAGGGUUAUUGAUAGAACUAGGGUAGGUUUAGCCAUAAAUGCUAGUUUAGAGUUAGAUCACGCCGAAGUGGUUAAAGCAGUUAUUCUUGAGAAAGAAGAGAGCGAUAAGAAGCAUUUUGAGGAGAUCGAAUCCUUGAAGUCUCAACUGUCAGCUAGGAAUACCAAAUAUCUCAUGUUGAAGAAGAAACUUAGGGUUUUGCUGAGUAACCUGCAAAAUGAAGCAGUUCGCGCGGGAGAUGAUGAUGUUAAAAGUACCAUGGAGAUGAUCUGCGACAUACAUGGUAUUGAGCCUUUACAUAUUGAGCCUUCCUUCGUUCCUCCCGAUGAAGAGUGUACCGAUGUGUCUGACACUGAUGCUGAGGAUGGUGAAGGGACCGAGUCUGAAGAGGAGGAUGAGGAUGAGGUUGAUAUUGUAAGAGACACUUUUGAAGAUAAUCUAGGCAAGAAGUGAGCAUACCACGCAGGGGAAACUUAAUACACUGAUGGAAUGUUGAAGCUACCGCGAGGAUAUUGUGCAACUAUGGCAUGCCUAUGAGGGCAUUAUAAGAUGACUCCGCGUCAACUACACAAAACAAUAUCUCCGUCAUUAUGUUUUUUAAUAGGAUUUUUAUUGUUAUUUCUCCUUUAGGUUUAUUUGUUGUUCCAUUGGAGCCAUAAAUUUUAUAUGUCGACGGGAUCAAGUCUGCGUCCUUUCCUCCUAUGGUCUGUAGGCAUGACAAAACAAUAUAUCAACUGAGCUCCCUGAGUCUAUUAAGACUGUUUAUAGCCAA
This is a messenger RNA of Papaver somniferum (opium poppy), 3412 nucleotides long. RefSeq lists its product as uncharacterized. NCBI's taxonomy places the organism in Eukaryota, Viridiplantae, Streptophyta, Magnoliopsida, Ranunculales, Papaveraceae. The transcript has 4 exons. The coding region runs from base 2200 to 3093 and encodes 297 amino acids. The record is from RefSeq and is a predicted model, not a curated record.